CUUUUACCAUACAAUAGUGAAAAUUUUGGAACUAACCAUACUGAAGCAUAGAAGCAAAUCAUUGCUACUAAGGGAAGUCCUUGAAAAUAUAAUCUCUGCUCCUUUUCGGCAUAGGACUAAUCACAUUAAUGUUGAUGAAACUAAUUGCAUUUUCAGUCUCAUCAUUUUUAACAAACAAGAGAAUAAUUUAUUUAUUGGUUGAAUUAUGUUAUCCUUUAUUAAUUACUAGCUUGUAACCCGACCCGUUGGUCGGAGGAGCUGAGCGGAAUAUUGAAUUAUUGGGAUAACCCGUAGAUUCAACCAUUAAGCUAAAUUGGUCUAAUGGUGAGUACCGCCUAGCAUAUCCCUAAUAAUCAUACCAAAGUGAAUAUAUUGGAACAUAAACAGUACAUCAAAAGUUGGUACAACCAUGAAGUUAGACCAUUAAAAACAUACCAAUGAAAUUGAAUAGCAUCGAAAAACUUCAACUUCAUUAUAUAAUUACAUGAGAUCAGAAAGAGAACACCAUUAAUUUGAUUUAUAAAACUUUCAUCUUGUCGUCAUUGUGCUUUCUGGUUUUUGUCAGGCCAUGAUAAAAUCUAAGGAAAUCAAGAACGAACAACACGAUUUGGGAUAGGAACCGCCGUUGUCGUAUUCCUAGAGAAUGGUGGUAAACACGGACUCACCUGCCAAACUGGUUUGGAUUGAGAUUUUUAUCAGGUAUCAGGGAACCAUGUGAUUAUAAAUUAGACUUGAUCAAAACGGGCCAAAACUUAAAAUUCAGCCUGUUUGACCGACCCAUGCAAAAUUCUAAUUAUUCGUUACUUUUAAACUUUCUAUUUGAAAAUAAAAAAUAGUGAAAGAAAAUAGAUGACUGCAAUUCGCCAUUUGCACAUCACUUAUUCGGGAAUAAAACCAUAGAAAUUCAAAAGAAACUGAAAAUGUUUAGGAUCGUUUUAAUGUUUAAAAUAACCAAAUAGAUCUUUCUGUUUAGUUUUUUACUAACAAAUACCAAACGAUUCCCUAUAAAAUACACUAUAAUUUUAUCAUUAUGAUAUCAAAUAAUUAUAUAAUAUAUAUUUGAAAUGAUAAAAAUUGGACUAAUUGGGUUGGUCGAGAUUGAACCAUUGAAUAACUUUAAACUACAUUAUAUUUUAGCCACUAAAAUAUAAAAUAAUAUAAUAAUAUAUAUUAUGCUAGAGAAAAUAGCUUGUUUUAGAAUGUCAAACCAAUGAUGUUCAUUUGUUUUACUUGAUGGCCAAAUCCGGUGUAGGUCAGGCCCAUUCAACUCUUUUAUUUUAUGGUUAGCGGUUAGCCCUUUAGAUACCAUGCAUUAGUUUAUUGUUAAUUUUUUUUUAUUUUUAGCAUAAAAAGAAGUAUUGUUUUUGCCUUUUCAUAUAUAUUUGAUCACCACGGAGAAAUACAAGGGCUUAAAGAAAAAAAUUGACACUCCUGAACCCGUUUAAAUCCGCAUGUGUACGGUAAGUUGGCCCGUUCCACAGAGGAAAGAGAAAAAAAUUAACACUACCUAUUCUACCCUUCCUACAAACGCUCAUGGAGCAGGGAAUUUGAAAUUGGGGGAAGAGGUUUUUCCUCCCUGCUAUUAUAUGUUUUUGAUUUAAAAGGAUAUUACAAAUGUACUUAGUGUGAUUGGUUAUGUUCCUUGCUUUUCUUUAAAAUGGACAUGGUUCGAGUCCCAGUACGUGUCUUUUUAAUGAAUAAAAAAAAGUAAUUGUGAAGACCAAAAUGUCCUUCCUACUUUCACUCUCGUUGCAGGAAAUUUGAAAUGGGGCUCCCGUUUUUCCCUUCGGUGUAUUAUAUUAUGUGUAGAUGUAGAAAAUAUUUUCCCCCUGUUAAUCACUAAAUAAUAUAUCUAAACAACACUGUGAGAUGAAGGUCUACCUAAACAAACCACCCAAUCAAUAACCUGUAAAUAAGAAUAUUAAACCAACCCCAAAAAAUAUAUAUAAUUAAUUUCCUCCCUUCACUAACAACAUAGUUGACAAAAUUUAAAGGCCCCAAAACAGAACAAGUUGCAGGCGCCAGCACUUGGUGACAAAUGCAUCGCAAUUAACGCUGAAAUAUGAUUAAUUAUUGACUUAAUUAUAAUAAUGAGACCGACGAGACCAUACUAAAACUGAUGAAAACGGUUCUUUUACAUUCCUCUCCCAGCUUCCCGUCCUAAUUCGAGCAACGAUGAAUCGAUACUGUCAUUAGCUUCCACCAUCAUGGCUGCAGCCCUUAUUUCCCAGGUCCAGAAAGAGCUGGUUGACUUCGCCAUUAAAGAGAUUAAGCAACACGGGAAGCUUGUGAUAGACACAGAAAGAGACAUCGAGAAGCUCAUAUCCACUUUCACAGCCAUCGGAGCUCUGCUGCUGGAUGCAGAGGAGAAGGAAUUGAAGAAUGAAAGCAUCCGAGACUGGCUGAAGAAGCUCAAGGACGUGUCCUAUGAGAUCGAUGAUGUGCUGGACGAGUGGAAAACCGACAUCCUCAAGCGUCAGCUCGACGGAGACGAUAAUGAUGCUGACGGCGGUGGCUGUUUGGAGGUGAAGCUGCUUCAGAUCUCUGAUUUUCUGAAACGAGUAUGCCCUUUCCUCCCUACUUAUUGUUUCUCUCCUAACGAAAUUGGUCUUCGUUAUGAUAUUGGCUUGAGGAUGAAAACAUUAAAUCAACGUCUAGACGAUAUAGACAAGGAGAAAAAAUUUCACAAUUUAACUCCCAAGCAGGGGGCUUCAUAUUCAAGUUUGCCAACUAGUUCCGUUAUCGAUUCCUCUGACUUGAAAGUCAGACAAGGAGAGUUCGAAAUAUUGCAGAGCAAGUUAUUGGAUGAUAGCCAUGAUCAAUUGGGUGUGAGAAGUAUCUCUAUCCAAGGCCUCGGUGGGUUUGGGAAGACCACAUUGGCCAAAAUGUUAUACAAUGAUAAGAAAGUGGAAGAUCAUUUCGGCAAAAGGGUAUGGGUCUGUGUUUCUACUGAUUUUGUUCAAGAAACAGUCGCGAAAGCCAUACUUGAAUCUUUCAAUCAAUCUGCUUCAAAAGACAGUUCAUUAUCAUACAUGUUGGAAUGUAUCAAGUCUCUUAUGGAGGUCAAGAAGUUUCUUCUAGUUCUUGAUGAUGUGUGGGAAGAUAGUGAAAGCAAGUGGAAAGAACUCAUAAGUUCUGUUUCUCACGGAUUACCAGGAAGCAAAAUCUUGGUGACUACACGAAAAGAGGGUGUUUCUCAAGUGUUUCGUUGCAUCAAGAAAGAUAUCUUUCCUUUACAAAAGAUAUCUGAUGGUGAAUGUCGGACUAUUUUCACACAAAUUGCAUUUUAUGGAUGGAGCGAUGAGGAGAGAGAACGUGUAGAAGAACUAUGUGAAAAAGCAAUAAAAAAGUGUUCUGGUUCACCGCUUGCGGCAAAAGUUUUGGGAGGGGUACUACAUGUGAAAAAAUCUAAAAGGGAUUGGAAGCAGCUUCUGGGAAGUGAAAUGUGGCGGAUAGAGAAAGGAAGAGACGAAGUUAUUGCUCCUCUAGCGUUGAGUUACUAUGAUUUGCCUCCGGCGCUUAGACAGUGCUUUCAGUUUUGUUCUGUAUUUCCGCAGGAUUACAUAAUGGAGAAGGACGAAUUGAUUAAGUUGUGGAUGUCACAGGGUUUUCUAAAAGCAACAACGAACCAAGAUAUGGAGGAAGUCGGUGAAGAGUACUUUCAAAUGUUAGUUAUGCGAUCAUUCUUCCAAGAUUUGGAAAAGGAGCUGUGUUGGGAUAAGGAAUAUUUAUUUUGCAAAAUGCAUGAUUUGGUUCAUGAUUUUGCGCGGCUUACAACCAAGAACGAGUGCAUCAGCAUCGAAAAGCAAGAUGCAAAUAGCUCAUUACCCUUGAUCGACAAUGAAGUUCGUCAUUUUAUGGUAAAAGACCUGAGUAGCGAGGAAGUUACAAAACUGAUAGGAUCCAUCGGAUGUUCGCACCUCUCUUUAACAAGGCGUAAUAAUUAUCUACGGAGCUUCAUAGCAAGAAGGUGUGGAGGUGACAUCGAACCUGAUGCAUAUGCUCAUCUGCGAGGCAUAAGGUCGUUGGUACUCUAUGAGCAAUGUGGUCUGGAAGAAAUACCAUCAACAAUCAUGCAGCUAAUUCAUUUGAGACAUUUGGAUUUAUCUUUUAACAGAUACUUGAAGGAGUUGCCGGAGGAAAUAUGCGAGUUGUAUAAUCUAGAGACUCUGCUCCUCAAUGAAAAUGUGAGCUUGAAGAUGCUCCCUAGUGGAAUGGGGAAUAAGCUGGUGAACUUAAAGCAUCUCGAAAAUUGCAGCGUCCCAGCGGUGCUCCCCAGAUCAAUGGUCAGGUUGGCUAAUUCCCUAAAGACAUUAACCCAAUUUAAUGUAGUGAAGCUGCAGGAUAAGGAGGUAGCUACCAAUAUUGGUGAUCUAGAGUGCAUGAACCAUAUCCAGGGAUCCCUUAUAAUAAGCGGGUUAGGUAAGGUAGCGAAUUGCGAGGAGGUGAAGCGUGCACAGCUCGCCAAAAAACAAUCUUUGACUUGGUUAAUGCUGGAUUUCGACGGGGGAGAGGAAGAACAAGUGUUGGAAGCCAUAAGGCCAUCAUCAAGCUUGGAAAGCCUAUACAUAGGAGAGUACAGGGGAGUGAGCAUAUUCCCUAGCUGGUUACUGUCACUCUCCAACUUAACAUCCCUAGAAUUCAAUGGGUGCUAUCAAGUGGAGCAUCUUCCCCCUUUGGGCGUCCUGCCCUCCCUCGAAGAGCUUAAAUUGGAAGCCAUGUUUAGAGUGAAGAAGGUUGGGGUUGAGUUCUUGUGGGAGACUAGUACUGUGAUACAGCAGCAGCUGCAGAAGAAGAAGAAGAUGGGUAACAACAACAAAGGCCGUGAUAUUAUUACUGCAUUCCCCAAGCUCACGCUGCUUUGUUUUGGGGAGAUGAGUGAUUGGAAAGUGUGGGAUUUAGAGUGCGAUGAUCAGGAAGCCGGAAUGUUGAUCAGCUCGACCACAGUCAUGCCCCGCCUGCGUCAUUUGGAGCUGUCAUGGUGCGAGAAGCUUGAGAAGGUGCCGGAUGUGCUUCUCCGGAAAACCACUCUGGAGCGGCUGGUAAUGUACUACAGUGGCGGGCUGGGGAAUUACAGGUUCGAACCCAAGAAUCCCAAAAUGGUGCCGGAUGAGGUGUGGGACAAAAUCUCUCACAUCCCCACCAUUAGCCUCGAAGGAGUGGACAUCCGAACAAGAUUCAAGAGCCAGAUAGAUGCCAUGUCGGGAAUCGGCUGCUCUAACAGCAAACCGAAGGAGGAAGAAACAGGACAUGAUGAUGAUGACGACGACGACCAUCACGAUGAAGAAAUACGUUCGGAGUGAGCAGAGCAAGAGCAACGCACUCAUUCGUUCUUCCGCCCAAUCACCUCCGCCCAUCUCCGCUAGCAGCUGCCACCCGCACCCGGCUACAGUUUCAUUUAUCAUUUUACAACACAGCUUUCAUUUCAGAUUGACGCUUGAAGUACUGUGAUAACAAUUUGCGUGAAUCGUUUAAGACAACAAUAAGAGUUUGCAAACAGAACCUCAGAGGAAGUCUGUCUGUUGUAUGACUAUGCGUGUUUGUAUGUUUGUUUUGUGCCGUACUUUACCAGAGCUGCUCAUCUAGUGGUAUAUCAAACUCUCUCCUUCUUCAUCUGUAGCAUGCUGCUCUCUAGUCUCUAUGUCUCGUUGUUAAGCGUCUUGUUAAUUUCUCUUUUCUGUUUGGAUUUUCCCUUCUUGACUUAUGUUGGGGAAACCAGAAGGGAAAAGCAGAGCUUUUGUGCCUGUAACUGUAAGUAUUGCCAAUAAAUUGAUCAAUGUAAG
Messenger RNA from Linum trigynum, 5783 nucleotides. NCBI's taxonomy places the organism in Eukaryota, Viridiplantae, Streptophyta, Magnoliopsida, Malpighiales, Linaceae. The record is from the annotation of a GenBank genome assembly.